Messenger RNA from Xiphophorus hellerii (green swordtail), 1442 nucleotides. RefSeq names its product proteasome 20S subunit alpha 6a (gene psma6a). Gene Ontology annotation, biological process: ubiquitin-dependent protein catabolic process. Gene Ontology annotation, cellular component: proteasome core complex; proteasome core complex, alpha-subunit complex. The transcript is spliced from 7 exons. Bases 118 to 858 code for a protein of 246 amino acids. NCBI's taxonomy places the organism in Eukaryota, Metazoa, Chordata, Actinopteri, Cyprinodontiformes, Poeciliidae. The record is from RefSeq and is a predicted model, not a curated record.
CUUUCCCCAGUCACUUCCGGUUCAGAAAUUCUUUCCAUGUUUUUGUUUCUCCUACCUGCCAUUCUGGUUUCAGUUUAAUCCACUUUCUCUUUUUAUUUAACCUCACUGAUUGCCGCCAUGUCUCGGGGGUCCAGUGCGGGGUUCGACCGGCACAUCACCAUCUUUUCCCCGGAAGGAAGGCUUUACCAAGUCGAGUAUGCAUUUAAAGCCAUCAACCAGGGAGGAAUGACCUCUGUGGGGAUCAGAGGGAAGGACUGCGCCGUGGUCGUCACCCAGAAGAAAGUUCCAGAUAAGCUGUUGGACGACACCACGGUCACUCAGCUGUUCAGAAUCACAGACAACAUUGGCUGCGUCAUGACCGGCAUGACUGCUGACAGCAGGUCUCAGGUGCAGAGAGCACGCUACGAAGCUGCUAACUGGAACUACAAGUACGGCUAUGAGGUCCCAGUGGACAUGUUGUGCAAACGCAUGGCCGAUAUCUCCCAAGUCUACACACAAAAUGCUGAAAUGAGGCCGCUCGGCUGCUGUAUGGUUGUGAUCGGCAUGGAUGAGGAGUUGGGCCCGCAGCUUUAUAAAUGCGAUCCAGCCGGCUACUAUUGUGGCUUCAAGGCCACUGCAGCUGGGGUCAAGCAGACCGAAGCCACCGGUUUCCUCGAGAAGAAGAUCAAAAAGAAACUGGACUGGACCUUUGAGCAGACAAUAGAGACGGCCAUUUCUUGCCUCUCCACUGUUCUUUCCAUCGACUUCAAGCCAUCGGAGCUGGAGGUGGGAGUCAUCACGACGCAGGAGCCUAAAUUUAAGAUUCUGUCGGAGUCUGAGAUUGAUACCUAUCUGGUUGCUCUGUCCGAGAGAGAGUGAGGAUCAAUGGGAAAACCAGAAGUCUCAGCUAGAAGGAAAAAUAAGAGGAGCUUCAUUUGUCACAAUUCAGGGAGAUUUACAACACAGGGAGGUCAAAUCUGGACAUUUUACUGCAGGUUGGGUUGAGUUUUUCGGCCAGAUGCACUGCCUUUUACCAGCCUCUGUUCUUCCAAAUCAUAAUUUAACCCACAAAAUCCCCCCCCCUCGCCCCACCUACAUUCUCACUUUUUAAAAAGAUUCUGGACUUUCAGAUCGGUGCUCCCAAUGGCAUAAAAGUACAACACACUCAUCAGUUUCGUUGUUUGACAUGAGUGUGUCAGUAGCUCUACAGCUGCAGAGCGGUACCUCACCGGUUGCGGUGGUUUAUUUUUUACUCAGUACGCUCUUCACUUGCGAUCUCUGGAGUUUCUUGUUCACGCUCCGGGAGCAGCUGUGGGAGUUUUCCCGUCACUACAAUCAUCUCCAAACGCCGUCAGACUCUGCUCAGGACAACAACAACUAACUCAAUGUUCAAUUCUCUCCUCUCAGCUGCGAUCUUUGCUGUAUGCCGCUGCACUUCUAUUAAAUGCGGUGUUUUUAUUUAA